AAGCCUUGCAUUCACCGUACAAGGAUACCCUCGGCGGAGCAAUGUGGGUCUGCUGAGUCGGCGUCACUGUCACGAACUCCUCCGUCCUCAGCACGCAAAGAUAGUAACAACGGCCAAACUCAACCUUACCCACCUCUUCAAAGCUAAACUGCCGACCUGAAUGCAUCCUCGUUUCUCUUCUCUCUGCCGUGCCCUCUACCCAUUUUCGUCCUCUUCCACAUUGACCCUCAUGGUGCGUGUCACCCCACGCACCACCCCUUUCCGGCUGAAGGCGCUCUCGGACGCCACCUACCACUUCUCCCAUCGUUCCCAUUUGGCUUUUGUAGCUUCUUAUUCUUGUCCUUCUUCGUCGCCUGUGAACUCAGCAUUGUUUGGCGGGAGAUUUCACGGUGUUCGGGCCCGCGAAGAUUGGGGCUUCUCGAGACGGAUUGGUCCUGUCUUUGCGGCGGAGAGAGGGUAUCGGAGGGUGAGGCGGCGACCAGCCAAGAAGAAGGAGAAGGAAUUGGAGCUCAAUGUUAAUAUUUGUAUUGAAGAACAGCUGCCUGAUGAUCCCGAAAUAUUGAAUAUCGCAGAAAUGCUCCGUCUUAAUGUACCAAUGGCAAUGAAGUUAGCAUUUGACAGUAUAAAAGAUUCAAAGUACAAAACAAGAGAUACAACUAUCAAUGAUAUUGGUGGGUUUGAAAAUGUUGAGUUGUCUUUACUUCUUUGCAAUGAUGAGUUUAUUCGCAAGCUUAACAUAGAUUGGAGGGAUGAGGAUCAUGCUACUGAUGUGCUUUCCAUGUCCCAACACAUCCCUGAACUCAAGCUUCCAAUUCUUAUGUUGGGUGACAUUGUAAUUUCUGUUGAGACAGCUGCUAGACAAGCACAGGAAAGGGGGCACACGCUUCUUGACGAGAUACGCAUCCUUAUGGUUCAUGGGUUGUUACAUUUACUAGGAUUUGAUCAUGAGAUUAGUAAUGAGACUGAAGCAGAAAUGGAGGAGGCAGAAGAACUUCUUUUGAAGAGUCUUGGAUGGAAAGGAAAAGGGUUGAUUCAGUAUGCAAAUGAUUCUGAAACUAAUGGAAAUCUGCAUACUGAAGAUCUGGGUGACAGGAAGAAAGAUGGCAGUCUUCGAUUUUAUAAACCGAAGUUCAAAUACAUCUUCUGUGAUAUGGAUGGGACUCUGCUGAACAGCAAAAGUCAAAUUACUUCCACAACUGCAAAAGCUUUGAUAGAGGCCAGGUCAAGGGGUAUUAAAGUUGUGAUUGCUACUGGAAAAUCUCGUCCAGGUGCAAUAAACACUUUGAAGAUGGUAGAUUUGGCUGGGAAAGAUGGCAUUGUUUCGGAGCUUUCUCCUGGGGUUUUCUUACAGGGAUUGCUUCUUUAUGGGAGACAAGGCCGGGAAAUUUUUAGGAGGAAUUUAGAUCAAAAUGUCUGCAGAAAGGCACUUUUAUAUUCCUGGGAGCAUAAAGUUCCUCUUAUUGCAUUCAGUGAGGAUCGUUGCUUAACUCUAUUUGAUCACCCUCUCAUUGACUCAGCACAUGCUAUAUAUCAUGAGCCGAAGGCAGAAAUCAUGCCUUCGAUUGAACACCUCUUGGCUGUUGCUGACAUACAGAAGCUGAUAUUCUUAGACACUUCUGAGGGUGUCUCUACUACUUUGCGGCCAUACUGGUCAGAAGCAACUGGAGAUCGUGCCAGAGUUGUCCAAGCUGUACCAGAUAUGCUCGAAGUUGUUCCAGUUGGAACUUCAAAAGGGAGUGGUGUAAGAGUGCUGCUUGAUCAUUUGGGUGUCACUGCAGAAGAGGUAAUGGCUAUUGGUGACGGGGAAAAUGAUAUUGAGAUGCUCGAGUUGGCCUCUUUAGGCGUUGCUCUCAGUAAUGGAUCAGACAAGGCAAAAGCUGUGGCUAAUGUAAUUGGUGCCAGCAAUGAUGAUGAUGGUGUAGCUGAUGCCAUCUACCGGUAUGCCUUCUGAGCUUCAAGUUUCUGCAUGGAAGCCUGGAAGGUUGAGACUGGGCUCUUGACACAGCUUGAUCUAUAUGUUGGGAGUGGGGAGGUGUCGGCUCCUAUGCAUUGUUUCUUGGUGAUGGCUCCUAUACAUUGUUUCUUUUAUUAUUGUUCGUCGUUCAAAAGGAAUAAUUUUAUGAGCCUAGGAAAAGGUCAGAAUAGAAGCUUGUAAUUUUUUCCCACAGAAUGAAUAAAAAUUUUCAUAAUUUAUUAUGGUUUAUAUGUGGCUA
Malania oleifera is the source of this 2213-nucleotide messenger RNA. RefSeq names its product endoribonuclease YBEY, chloroplastic. Bases 161 to 1951 code for a protein of 596 amino acids. The record is from RefSeq and is a predicted model, not a curated record. Gene Ontology annotation, molecular function: metalloendopeptidase activity. The transcript is spliced from 12 exons. Gene Ontology annotation, biological process: rRNA processing. Lineage: Eukaryota; Viridiplantae; Streptophyta; Magnoliopsida; Santalales; Ximeniaceae.